UUUUCCGUUUGUUCUCAAGGUUGUGUUCAUGUAUAUUUUGUUACCGUAAGAUUAUUUUUGACAAUUAUGUCGCGGGGAGCUUCGAAAGUCGGAGUGGAUGCCUGCGGCGAUUGUGAUGCACCGGAUCCAACGUGGGCUUCAUUGAACCGAGGUCUUUUGUUAUGCACGGAAUGCGCAUCGGCACAUAGAUCACUCGGGAGGCACAUUUCUCGGAUCAAAUAUUUGAAACGGGGCUUCUGGAGUGCGUCACAACAGAACAUGGUUAUUUCCUUACACGCUGACGGAUUAGCAAAUGCAAUUUGGGAGCAUGUACUUCAUGAAUCUACCAAGCUGACAAUACCGAGAUCCAGUGCGGCCUCGCGAAAACCUACGCCCCAUUCUCCUUUACCGAUAAAGGCUGAAUUCGUAUUGAAUAAACACGGCAUGAGUGCCUUCGCUGUCAAGUCUGAUAUGAGGGUUGAAAAUGGAGAUGAAUUGAGUAGGCAGCUUUACGCAGCUGUGCAGACACCGAAUUUGGAAGUCUCUCUUCGAUUAUUAUAUCUUGGCGCUGAUCCUAACUACUUUCAUCCGUCCACGUUGAAUUGUCCGGUUCACGUUGCGACGAAGGCUGGGCAAGCGGACCAAAUCGAACUUCUGGUCGUUUACGGAGCUGAUGUCACUGUUCUUGAUGGAACUAAUGGAAAGACCCCGGUGCAAAUAGCGAGAGAUUCAGGAGACGCAAAACUAGUCUUGAGACUAGAAGAGCUCGAGUAUGAAGUCAGCGACCGUCUCGCUUAUUUCGUAUGCGGGAAAAGAGCUGAUCACGUGAAUGGUCAACACUUCACGAUUCCUCAGUUACCAGGAAUGACAACAUUGCCUCCGGAAAGUGCAAGAACUGCUAGGCAGCGUUUGCAAGAGCUUUCCAACAUAAAUUUAUCGCACUUGGCGUUGGACUUGCAAGACGAAGUGGAUAGGCGUGAACUCGAGUCAGUUCAAAUGUCGCUGUCGACAACAGUGCGUGACGUGAUAUCCGUGCCUCAGCUGCCGUGGCACCCAGGAGUGUCGAAGGCGAGAAACGAGUCCCGUCAGCGUUUGGCGUCACUGUCACAUGCCAAUUUGUGUCUCCUCAUCAUUGAUUGCCUGGCGGAGGCGAAACGGCGUCGGGACACAGCCCGUCUUGGUGCGAGUCAAUCUCAGACCUUGGAGAUGAAACGUGGCGGACUUCCAGAUGCCAAGGGCAAUGUCGUCGUCGUGAAAGGUUCCACAUGGUCGGCGUCGUCGCAACGAGCUCAUUUAUCGUCAUAUCAUCCUAUGGAAGACGGUGACGCGGACUAUGAUGAGCCAUGUAACGACUCUGUCGCUUCCGAGGACGAUUACGCCAUUGUGGACAAGGAGAAAAAACUCUCGAUUCGAAGCUCGAUUCCACCAAGAGCGGAACCACUGAAUCAAAGGGGCGAUAAUGUGGACAAACAAAGGGUUGUGGUGCUGGAGGCGAAGCUGAAGGACUCUCUGCGCACGAUUGAUGAACUGAUGCUGAAUAAUCGACAAUUGAAUGAUCAGGUUUCUGCGAUGCAAAGCAGGAUUCAUCAGUUGCUUAGUGAAAACCAGUCUUUGAGAGGAAGACGAGGCGGAUCAGCGGAACCGGCUUUUAGCGACGAGAAGCGGAAUUUAUGGCAGAACUCGCCAGUGACUUCGCAAUAUUUCCGCCAAUCGGGCACAUCUUCAGACAUUCCUCAUCCGCACGGAUUCCUCUCUGGCCAAUUUUUGUCUAGUGAUGGCUCGAAAGCCGGGGCCACUGGUGUUCAGCGGUCGAAUAGCCUUCAUUUGCAUCAACCUAGACCCAGUACGAUGUUCGAAACAACUUCACCGAAAGUUGGACUGGCGGACGCUGAUAAAGCUGGCGGCACUUCUUCGGAUUCAUUGCCUUCUAACGAAGAAGUUCAGAAGGCUAUUCGUCCUGUCACUUUGGGACUCCAGGAGGUGACUGCUUUCAUCAAAACUAAGUGUGAUGCGAAACAAAGGGAAGAUAACGAUGCCGAGGUCUUCAAGCAAACUGUGCACAAGGUUCACCAAGCCGUGAUGAAUUUGAUGAUCGCUUUUCCCAAGCCACCAGUGGAAGGAGCCAUGAAGGACGCCACAAAGAAGCUAAUUGCUGCUACUUCAAAACUGAUGGACCUGGGUGAUAAUUGGGGAGAAAACGUGUCGGCGCCGUUGAAAUUCGACGUUGCCAGUUUGCGUGAUUCCGUGAUUUCGUGUGCUUUCGAAGUGGCGAAGGCUACCAAGGAAAUAUUCACCUUGGUCGAGCAACAAAGACUGGGAAUCGCGAAUGAACAUAUGGAAGAGUUGUUGAAAGGGUGUCUCGGUGUGAAGACGGUUCGUGCAACUGGAGGUGGAGGCGGUGGAUGCAUCAACGACGGAAAUAUUUAUGAAAUUGAUGGAGGGAAGACAAUAUUCUUCAAAGUUAAUCACAAGGAUAAGGCGAAACUAAUGUUUGAGGGAGAAUUUGAAGGACUGAAAGCAAUGGAAGCAACAGAAACUGUUCGAGUUCCUCAUCCCAUACAAGUGGUGGAUAUCCCACCGAAAGGAGCCGGACUAAUCAUGGAGGUCCUAAGCUUUGGCGGACGCUGUUCCAAGAGCCUCCUCGGUCGUCAACUUGCAAUGAUGCACAGACACAAUCGAGAUUUAAAAGCAAAAAGUGAGGCAUCCGAAAGUCACAUAACCAAGGAGCGGAUCGCAUUUGUCGACAAGUUUGGGUUUCAUGUUCCUACGUGCUGCGGUUAUUUGGCUAUGGAUAACACCUGGGAAGACGAUUGGAUAAGAAGACUGCAAGUGCAGGUUGAUAUGGUCUUGAAAGAGACCGGGAAUGUGCUGAACUUUGGUCCAAAUUGUCAAUCAAAUUGCCCACAUUUUUCUGUGAUUUGCAAGUCAUCCCAAGUUUGCUCCAUGGAGAUUUAUGGAGUGGAAAUGUUGGAAGUGCUGAUGGUGUUCCAGGCAAUGAUAUUUGAUCCAGCCACGUUUUAUGGCCAUUCGGAGUAUGAAGUUGGAAUCAUGAAAAUGUUUGGAACUGGUGGAUUUGGAACUGAUUUCUUUGAUGCAUAUUUUGAAAUUUUACCAAAAGAACCUGGAUUUGAAGAGCGUGUGCAACUUUAUGAGCUUUUUCAUCACCUAAACCAUUGGAAUCACUUCGGAUCAGGGUACAGAAGCGGAGCCCUUGGUAUCAUGAGAAACCUGUUGAAUGAUUUCCUUCUGUUCUCCGGGUUCUCCAGAGGAUCUGUGCAGAUCCAAAGCUUGUUUAACUUCCACGUCGUAGUCAAUAGGAAGUGCGGAAGUGGAUUCUUGUUGCAGUCUUCGAAUGCCAUCGAUCACUGUGGAACACAUUUUCUCCAGGUCAUAGUCAUGACUCCAGCCCCAGUCUCGACGGGCAGUUUCAUAGCUGAUGACACCAGGGAAUCGAAGACAACGGAAGUCCAGUCCAUAACGUUCGUGGUAAUACUCUCCAAGCAACUCGGUGUGCACCUUGGCGACUCCGUAAAUUGUUCUAGGGCGCUGGAUGGUGAAAUCCUGGACAUUCUCCAGGGGUGUUGUUGGUCCAAAUGCACCAAUGGUGGAUGGUAUGAAAACGCGGAGUUUAUGAGUCCUGGACACCUCCAGGAUGUUGUGGACUCCUGU
This is a messenger RNA of Notodromas monacha, 3648 nucleotides long. The record is from the annotation of a GenBank genome assembly. NCBI's taxonomy places the organism in Eukaryota, Metazoa, Arthropoda, Ostracoda, Podocopida, Cyprididae.